CGUGGCCGCGGCCAGCGGAUCGGGCGCCUCGGGCACCGACCGCUACUGCAUGGAGCUGCUGCGGAAACGAGAUUAUGAAGGCUAUUUAUGUUCUCUGCUGCUCCCUGCAGAAUCCAGAAGCUCUGCUUUUGCACUGAGGGCCUUCAAUGUGGAACUGGCUCAGGCUGGUUAAGGACUCCGUCUCUGAGAAAACAAUUGGACUGAUGAGAAUGGAGUUUUGGAAAAAAACAGUGGACGACAUAUACUGUGACAACCCACCCCAGCAGCCUGUGGCCCUCGAGCUAUGGAAGGCUGUCAAAAGACAUAAUCUGACCAAAAGAUGGCUUAUGAAAAUCAUUGAUGAAAGAGAAAAAAAUUUGGAUGACAGAGCAUAUCGUAAUAUCCAGGAACUGGAAAAUUACGCUGAAAACACACAGAGCUCUCUUCUUUACUUAACACUAGAAAUACUGGGUGUAAAGGAUCUUCAUGCAGAUCAUGCCGCAAGUCAUAUUGGAAAAGCCCAGGGCAUUGUGACUUGCUUGAGAGCAACGCCCUAUCAUGGAAGCAGAAGAAGGGUGUUCCUUCCCAUGGAUAUUUGUAUGCUGCAUGGGGUUUCACAAGAGGAUUUUGUACGGAAGAGCCAGGAUAAAAACGUGAGAGAUGUGAUAUAUGACGUUGCUGGCCAGGCACACUUGCACCUGAAGCACGCUAGGUCCUUCCAGAAAAGUGUUCCUGUGAGAGCAUUUCCUGCUUUUCUUCAGACGGUUGCUCUGGAGGACUACUUAAAGAAAAUUCAACAGGUGGAUUUUGACAUAUUCCACCCAUCUUUACAGCGGAAGAAUACGUUACUUCCAUUAUCAUUGUAUAUUCAGUCAUGGAGAAAAGGUUAUUAAAAUAAUCUUAUGGCA
This is a messenger RNA of Leptonychotes weddellii (Weddell seal), 887 nucleotides long. The record is from RefSeq and is a predicted model, not a curated record. NCBI's taxonomy places the organism in Eukaryota, Metazoa, Chordata, Mammalia, Carnivora, Phocidae.